UCAGAACAUGUCUAAUUGGACAAGUCUGUGGUAUGUCUGGUUAAUCUUGCUGACUGUGUUCCUGCUCCUGCUCUGUGGGAUCACAGCAAGCUGCAUCAAAUUCUGCUGCUGGAAGAAGAGGCCUCCAGUUGAGACCUUCUCUAGGCACCCUUAUGAUCUGACAGUUAUUGCUAUUGACAGUGACAGCACUGCCCAUAGCACAGUGACCUCAUAUAGCUCGUUGCAGUACCCUCUAAGUGCCCCUAUUCAUUCGAUUUUUGUGGAUAUGGAUAAGAUCACUGUGUCCCCUCCAGCUUACAGUCUCUAUGCAAUGGAGUUGCCACCUUCUUAUGAUGAAGCUGUCCAAAUGGGUAAACAAUACAUUGAAGUCACACGGAUAAGCCGGAAAUUCAAUGACAUCCCUGGACAGGCGACACUGGGUGGGCUGAGUCCCAUCCAGUAUUCACCUGAUACAAUCAACAGAGAUCCAGCAACACAGGCAAAUUCAGAAGGUGCAACACAAGAACAGCCGCAGCUCUGA
This is a messenger RNA of Fulmarus glacialis (Northern fulmar), 520 nucleotides long. It is a transcript of the gene TMEM52, whose product is annotated as transmembrane protein 52. The coding region runs from base 8 to 520 and encodes 170 amino acids. Lineage: Eukaryota; Metazoa; Chordata; Aves; Procellariiformes; Procellariidae. The transcript has 3 exons. The record is from RefSeq and is a predicted model, not a curated record.